Messenger RNA from Bombina bombina (fire-bellied toad), 4010 nucleotides. It is a transcript of the gene PPP4R3A, whose product is annotated as protein phosphatase 4 regulatory subunit 3A. Lineage: Eukaryota; Metazoa; Chordata; Amphibia; Anura; Bombinatoridae. Gene Ontology annotation, molecular function: protein phosphatase activator activity. Gene Ontology annotation, cellular component: nucleoplasm; protein phosphatase 4 complex. Gene Ontology annotation, biological process: DNA damage response; protein dephosphorylation. The coding region runs from base 938 to 3406 and encodes 822 amino acids. The transcript has 15 exons. The record is from RefSeq and is a predicted model, not a curated record.
AACAUGGCGGGGCUGUGACUGACACACUGGGCCAGGCUCGGUCAGGAGAGGGCGGAGACACCGGGAACGGCGGCAUGUUAGCGGAGAUAGUGAUCAGCGGCUGGAAAUACUAAGCCAAGCUUAUUAUUUUUUUGUUUACCUCAGCGACCUAAAUUGAUUGUUACCCCUCAUUGUUUUUUUUUUCUGGCCCAGCAGUCGAAUCGUUGAUCAUCCCCGUUAUCUGCUUUCGCUCACUGCGAGUAUUAUUGUUCUUCGUCGGAAAGGCAGCGGCUUUUUACAGCGCCUAACCCCAGCGGGUGCUAGCCCAUCAUGACGGAGGCUUGCAGUGCCUAGACUUCGACCUUGGACCUGGACAUACAGAGGACGUGAGGAGGAAACGGAUGGGAAGGUAACUGGUGAGGCGAAGAGGCCUGACCGCUGCUCUGUGGAUUCUCCCGGUGGGCAUGGCCUAGAAGUAAUCUCUACGUAGAGAGAGGAUCACUGUCAAGACUGUGACAAUAUUUACCGCCCCACUGCUGGAGGUUUUUUAGCAGGAAACACCGCGGUCUGGGCCCUGUAGGUGGCAGUGUGGGGAAAAUUAGCCCCAUUCACCUAAAAACAACACUUUGGCCUUCAAAUUGCAGAGUAUUGAGGUAUCAUAUAGUAGGAACAUUUUGGGGAUCGGGGCCUGCGUUUUACGCACAAAGGACACACACAAGCAGCAACGGGUGUCAGGAAAGCUCGUGGAUUGGGCCCUGCCAGACGUGGUAAGGGUUUCAAGAAAAACGUUGUAUCUGGCUUUGCUCUUCGUGGUCGAAUUUUGAGAAAGGGCCUGAGGUCCGGCACUGCGAAGCGGGGUACGGGUGGCAGGAAAGCGCGGGUAUCGGGCUCUGCUGAGCGGGUUAGAGUCACCAGGAAAGCCCGGAGCUCGGGCCUCCUGGGGCAGAGAAGAAACACCAUGACUGACACUCGGCGGCGGGUGAAGGUCUACACGCUUAAUGAGGAUCGUCAGUGGGAUGAUCGAGGCACCGGGCAUGUGUCCUCCGGCUAUGUGGAAAGGCUGAAGGGCAUGUCCCUUCUUGUUAGGGCCGAAAGUGACGGCUCUCUUCUAUUGGAGUCAAAAAUUAAUCCUAACACAGCCUACCAGAAACAACAAGAUACAUUGAUAGUUUGGUCAGAGGCUGAAAACUAUGACCUGGCACUUAGUUUCCAGGAGAAAGCUGGAUGUGAUGAGAUUUGGGAAAAAAUAUGUCAGGUUCAAGGGAAAGAUCCCUCAUUGGAUAUUACUCAGGAUUUAGUGGAUGAAUCUGAGGAGGAACGAUUUGAUGACAUGUCCUCUCCUGGCCUGGAGUUGCCACCUUGUGAAUUAAGUCGAUUAGAAGAGAUUGCUGAAGUUGUUGCAUCAUCUUUACCAUCUCCCCUGCGACGAGAGAAGCUUUCUCUAGCUCUGGAAAAUGAGAGUUACAUCAAAAAGCUCUUGGAAAUUUUCCAUGUGUGUGAAGACUUGGAAAACACAGAAGGACUACACCACUUAUAUGAAAUUAUCAAGGGUAUCUUCCUCUUAAACCGAACUGCACUCUUUGAGGUUAUGUUUUCUGAAGACUGCAUAAUAGACAUAAUUGGAUGCCUAGAGUACGACCCAUCUUUAUCAACCCCACGGAAACACAGGGAAUUUCUAACAAAGACAGCAAAGUUUAAGGAGGUGAUUCCCAUAUCGGAUCCUGAACUGAAACAAAAAAUUCAUCAGACAUACAGAGUUCAAUACAUUCAAGAUGUGGUCCUUCCCACUCCUUCUGUUUUUGAGGAAAAUAUGUUAUCAACACUUCACUCCUUCAUAUUUUUUAAUAAAGUGGAGAUAGUUGGUAUGUUACAGGAAGAUGAGAAAUUUCUUACAGAAUUAUUUGCACAUCUCACAGAUGAAGCAACAGAUGACGAUAAGAGACAAGAGCUGGUAAAUUUUUUAAAGGAGUUCUGUGCAUUUUCUCAGACAUUACAACCUCAGAAUCGAGAUGCUUUCUUUAAGACUUUGUCUAACAUGGGUAUCCUGCCAGCACUAGAAGUGAUUUUGGGGAUGGAUGAUGCACAUGUUCGGAGUGCUGCUACGGAUAUAUUUUCUUACUUGGUUGAGUACAACCCAUCCAUGGUCCGAGAAUUUGUAAUGCAAGAGGCACAACAAAAUGACGAUGAUAUAUUGCUGAUUAAUCUAAUCAUUGAGCAUAUGAUUUGUGACAAUGAUCCUGAGCUUGGAGGUGCCGUACAGCUAACAGGACUUCUACGUACAUUAGUUGACCCUGAAAACAUGCUGGCUACGACCAAUAAGACUGAGAAGACUGAAUUCUUGGGUUUUUUCUACAAGCAUUGUAUGCAUGUCCUUACUGCUCCUUUACUGGCAAACACCACAGAGGAAAAGCCCAGCAAAGACGACUUUCAGACUGCUCAACUGCUAGCACUGAUCUUAGAACUGCUUACGUUUUGUGUCGAACAUCAUACUUACCACAUAAAGAACUACAUCAUCAACAAGGAUAUCCUGCGUAGAGUACUUGUGCUUAUGUCUUCUGCUCAUUCUUUCUUGGCCUUAUGUGCACUGAGAUUUAUGAGGAAGAUAGUUGGCCUGAAGGAUGAAUUCUAUAACCGGUACAUAGUGAAGAGCUUUUUGUUUGAACCUGUUGUAAAGGCCUUUCUCAACAAUGGUUCCCGGUAUAAUCUUUUGAAUUCUGCCAUUAUAGAAAUUUUUGAAUAUGUUAGAGUGGAAGACAUAAAGUCCUUAACAGCCCAUGUUAUUGAGAACUAUUGGAAAGCAUUAGAGGAUGUAGAGUAUGUGCAGACAUUCAAAGGCCUAAAACUGCGAUACGAUCAACAACGAGAGAGGCAAGAUAACCCAAAACUUGACAGCAUGAGAUCCAUUCUUCGCAACCAUAGAUACCGGCGAGAUGCUCGGUCCAUAGAAGAUGAAGAAGAAAUGUGGUUCAACACGGACGAGGAUGAUCUUGAAGAUGGUGAACCAGUGGUGCUUCCCUCAGAAAAAAUAAAGAACAAUGACGAUCUUAUGGAUCCUAUAAGCAAAUUCAUGGAAAGAAAAAAAUUGAAAGAUAAUGAAGAGAAGGAGGUGCUUCUGAAGACAAACCUGACUGGUCGCCAGAGCCCAAGUUUUAAACUUUCCUUUUCUGGAGCAACAACAAAGACCAACCUCACCAGCCAAUCAACGGCAAGCAGCUUACCAGGAUCUCCUGGUUCCCCUGGAUCUCCAGGCUCUCCAGGUUCUCCUGGAUCAGUUUCCAAAAGCACACCUCAGACGGCAGCUAUAACUACAAAGGGGGGUCUUGUAGGACUUGUAGAUUAUCCAGAUGAUGAUGAGGAAGAGGAUGACGAUGAGGAAGAAAAAGAAGAGACCGUACAACUCUCAAAAAAAGCAAGACUUGGUUCAUAAUACCAGCAUCUGCUCUAACAGCCAUGGAGACUUUGAUAUCCCCUAAGAACAGAAAAUCCACAGAAGCAGCCAGUCACAUGGGCAUGUCUGACACAAACCAACAUGUAGAUGUCUGCUCAUUAAGUGCCAAUUCGUAGGAGCACGAGGAGAGGGAAGUAUAACUUUAAAAGUAAAGUACUUUCAAACCUCGCCUCUUUAAUCUAGACCACACAUUGCCCUUUUCUCAGGGAAGGAAAAAAGAAAAAAAUAACAGGGCAGGAGUUUAUAGUUUAACUCUGGAUUUCGAUGGUCGUUUGCUCCAAUCAGAAAUAAGCUUAAAAAUGUGGUUCUAAAAGAGCCAUUUGAAGAAGGAUUGUCUGCAGCUUCAACGGAUGCCAGCACUUCUCUUUUGGUGGAUCUCCUCUGCCUUUAUGAUAUACACAUCCUGGACAUUUUGUCAUUACCAUAACAAGUUUUAAAUUCCUUGGUGGGGGAGGGCCAAUUAUAAAGUUUUGCCCCCUUUUUUUUAUCUGUUCCUUUUAUGCCCUUAAAACUGCAGAUUUCAUUUGAAGGUGCAGAGGGUAACUCUCUGCCCUUUCUUGAUUAAAGAUUGAGUGGAAUUCUA